This is a messenger RNA of Dipodomys ordii (Ord's kangaroo rat), 2798 nucleotides long. RefSeq names its product mitogen-activated protein kinase kinase kinase kinase 2 (gene Map4k2). The record is from RefSeq and is a predicted model, not a curated record. The transcript is spliced from 32 exons. Gene Ontology annotation, molecular function: ATP binding; MAP kinase kinase kinase kinase activity. NCBI's taxonomy places the organism in Eukaryota, Metazoa, Chordata, Mammalia, Rodentia, Heteromyidae. The coding region runs from base 18 to 2477 and encodes 819 amino acids. Gene Ontology annotation, biological process: protein phosphorylation.
CCGCCCGGCGCCGGGCCAUGGCGCUGCUGCGGGACGUGUCGCUGCAGGAUCCGCGGGAUCGCUUCGAGCUGCUGCAGCGCGUGGGGGCCGGGACCUAUGGCGACGUCUACAAGGCCCGCGACACCGCCACCUCCGAGCUGGCCGCGGUGAAGAUCGUCAAGCUGGACCCAGGGGACGACAUCAGCUCCCUCCAGCAGGAAAUCACCAUCCUGCGUGAAUGCCGCCACCCCAACGUGGUGGCCUACAUCGGCAGCUACCUCAGGAACGACCGCCUGUGGAUCUGCAUGGAGUUCUGCGGAGGGGGGUCCCUACAGGAGAUUUACCACGCCACUGGGCCCCUGGAGGAAAGGCAGAUUGCCUACGUCUGCCGGGAGGCACUGAAGGGGCUUCACCAUCUGCAUUCUCUAGGGAAGAUCCACCGAGACAUCAAGGGAGCUAACCUUCUCCUCACUCUCCAGGGCGAUGUCAAGCUGGCUGACUUUGGGGUAUCUGGGGAGCUGACAGCAUCUGUGGCCAAGAGGAAAUCUUUCAUUGGGACUCCAUACUGGAUGGCGCCUGAGGUGGCUGCCGUGGAACGCAAGGGUGGUUACAACGAGCUGUGUGACGUGUGGGCCCUGGGCAUCACUGCCAUUGAGCUGGGCGAGCUGCAGCCGCCACUAUUCCAUCUGCACCCCAUGAGGGCCUUGAUGCUCAUGUCAAAGAGCAGCUUCCAGCCACCCAAGCUGAGGGACAAGACGCGCUGGACCCAGAAUUUCCACCACUUCCUCAAGCUGGCACUGACCAAGAACCCCAAGAAGAGACCAACAGCUGAGAGGCUUCUGCAGCACCCUUUCACAACCCAGCAGCUCCCUCGGGCCCUCCUCACUCAGCUCCUGGACAAGGCCAGUGACCCCCACCUGGGAACCCCCUCCCCUGAAGACUGUGAGCUAGAGACUUACGACAUGUUUCCAGACACCAUUCACUCCCGGGGCCAGCCUGGUGUGGCCGAGAGGACCCCCUCCGAGAUCCAGUUUCACCAGGUGAAAUUUGGCGCUCCUCGCAGGAAGGAAACCGACCCAAUCAAUGAGCCGUGGGAGGAAGAGUGGACGCUAUUGGGAAAGGAGGAGCUGAGUGGGAGCCUGCUGCAGUCCGUCCAGGAGGCGCUUGAGGAAAGGAGCCUGACCAUCAGGCCGGCCUCGGACCUCCAGGAACUGGACUCCCCCGAUGAUGCCAUGGGCACCAUCAAACGCGCCCCUUUCUUGGGGCCCUCCCCUGCGGAGCCAGCCAAGGAGCAUCUCUCGAGCUCUCCAGGAACCCUGCCCCCACGUCCCCCAGGCCCUGGCAGCCCCUCAGUGCUGCCCACCGCCUGGGCCACCAUGAAGCAGCAGGAAGAUCCUGAGAGGUCAUCCUGCCAUGGGCUUCCCCCAACCCCCAAGGUGCACAUGGGCGCCUGCUUUUCCAAAGUCUUCAAUGGCUGUCCCCUUCGGAUCCACGCUGCCGUCACCUGGGUCCACCCUGUCACUCGAGACCAGUUCUUGGUGGUGGGAGCUGAGGAGGGCAUCUACACGCUCAACCUGCACGAGCUGCACGAGGACACCCUGGAGAAGCUGAUCUCCCACCGCUGCUCCUGGCUCUACUGCGUCAACAAUGUGCUGCUGUCACUCUCAGGGAAAUCCACACACAUCUGGGCACAUGACCUUCCGGGUCUGUUUGAGCAACGGAGACUACAGCACCAGGCGCCGCUCUCCAUCCCCACGAACCGCCUCACCCAGCGCAUCAUCCCCAGGCGCUUUGCCCUGUCCACCAAGAUUCCAGACACCAAAGGCUGCCUGCAGUGCCGUGUGGUGAGGAACCCCUACACGGGUGGCACCUUCCUGCUGGCCGCCCUGCCCGCCAGCAUGCUCCUGCUGCAGUGGUACGAGCCCCUGCAGAAGUUUCUGCUGCUGAAGAACUUCUCCAGCCCCCUGCCCAGCCCAGCUGGGAUGCUGGAGCCGCUGGUGCUAGACGGAAAGGAGCUGCCGCAGGUGUGUGUGGGUGCUGAGGGACCCGAGGGGCCUGGCUGCCGCGUCCUGUUCCACGUCCUGCCCCUGGAGGCCGGCCUGACGCCUGACAUCCUCAUUCCCCCUGAGGGGAUUCCAGGCUCUGCACAACAGGUGAUCCAGGUGGACAGGGACACAGUGCUGGUCAGCUUUGAACGCUGCGUGAGGAUCGUCAACCUGCAGGGUGAACCCACAGCCACACUGGCCCCUGAGCUGACCUUCGACUUCCCCAUAGAGACCGUGGUGUGCCUGCAGGACAGUGUGCUGGCCUUCUGGAGCCAUGGCAUGCAGGGCCGCAGCCUGGACACCAAUGAGGUGACACAAGAGAUCACGGAUGAGACGAGGAUCUUCCGAGUACUAGGGGCCCACAGAGACAUCAUACUGGAGAGCAUUCCCACAGACAACCCCGGGGCACACAGCAACCUCUACAUCCUCACCGGCCACCAGAGCAGCUACUGAGCCGUCCCUCCUGCCCCUCUGGGCAAAGCGCGGAAGAGCCUGAGCCCCCCACUCUGCUAGGGCUGGAGGGCAGAAAUAAUCCUGACCAGUGUGUGGGGGAUGUCCCUCAGGGGGAGGGCACCUCCCCCCCCCCGUUUAGCAAUAACUGGACCCCAAGGAACUGCCACCACCUCCCUAGUGUGGGGACCCCCACACUGGCACAGUGGGGGCCAUCCUGCCAAUCCAUUCCAUUUUGUUUCACAUUCCCACUUUCUGCUAAGAGCCUGCCCCUGGCUCUGUCUGGGGAACGUGUAUUUAAAAGAGAACUAUAUUGGUAUGAAA